Arvicola amphibius (Eurasian water vole) is the source of this 3367-nucleotide messenger RNA. RefSeq names its product histone-lysine N-methyltransferase SETDB1-like. NCBI's taxonomy places the organism in Eukaryota, Metazoa, Chordata, Mammalia, Rodentia, Cricetidae. The transcript is spliced from 4 exons. The record is from RefSeq and is a predicted model, not a curated record. Gene Ontology annotation, molecular function: histone H3K9 methyltransferase activity. The coding region runs from base 190 to 792 and encodes 200 amino acids. Gene Ontology annotation, cellular component: nucleus. Gene Ontology annotation, biological process: heterochromatin organization; negative regulation of gene expression.
UCCUGGCCUUCCCUUUGCUUUUCUCUCCCUCGUCUCCCUCACGCUGUCUCCCCACCCCCGCUGUCGCUCGCAGCGGUUUUUGUGUUCGUCGGCGAAGCCGAGCCCUGGCGUCGAAAUCUGGGGUCCGUGUGGAGAGACGCAGCCCUGUGCUCCGUGAAGCUAUGGCUGCCUUAAGAAAAUCAGCUCAAGAUGUCCAAAAGUUCAUGGAUGCUGUCAACAAGAAAAGCAGUUCCCAGGAACAAAGGAACCUUGGGUCAGAUGUCUGGAGAACUGAGCAAAGAUGGGGACCUGAUAGUCAACAUGCGAAUUCUGGGCAAGAAGAGGACCAAGACAUGGCACAAAGGCACCCUUAUUGCCAUCCAGACUGUUGGGCUAGGAAAGAAAUACAAAGUGAAGUUUGACAACAAAGGAAAGAGUCUGCUGUCUGGCAACCACAUCGCCUACGAUUACCACCCUCCUGCCGACAAGCUGUUCGUGGGCAGUCGAGUGGUGGCCAAAUACAAAGAUGGAAAUCAGGUCUGGCUUUAUGCUGGCAUUGUAGCUGAGACCCCCAACGUCAAGAACAAGCUCAGGUACCUGGGCGGGUUUGUAGAUUGUAGGGGACCUGGGAGCACAGCACCCCACUGUUCAUACAAUGGGCAAGAUUUCACUGCCAGCUUUUGUGUUCUCAUCCUUUGUAAUCAGAAACCCUUUCUCUCUCUUCCCAUGUCAUUUCUUUUCUUCUUACAGACAGCAUCUCUAUGUGUAGUUCAGGCUACUGUCAUAUUUUUGUUUGUUUGUUUUUUGAGAUAGGGUUUCUCUGUGUAGUCCUGGCCAUCCUGGAACUUGGUCUGUAGGCCAUGAUGGCUCAGAACUCAGAGAGCUACCUGCCUUUGCCUCUGGAGUGCUGGGAUUAAAGAUGUGUACCACCAUGCCCGGCUUUCUGCCUGCUCAUUUUAAUAUAGUGUAGGAUUACCUGCUUAAGGUUGCACCCUCUGCAGUGUGCUGCACUAUCCCACAAGAAAAUGUCCUACAGAUUUGUCUACUAGCCAGUGUAAUAGAAGGAUUUUCUCCUUCCUUUUCAAUUUUUUUUAAUUUUUAUCUAUCUAUCUAUCUAUCUAUCUAUCUAUCUACCUACUUACCUACCUACCUACCUAUCUAUUUAUUUAUUUUGGUGACAGAAUCUUGUAACUUUGGGUAGCCUAGAAGUCAAUAUAUAGUUCGUCCUCUCCUAAAGCUCACAGGCCACCUGCCUUGGUCUCCCAAGCAUUGGCAGUAAAGGUUGCGUCAUGCUGCCAGAUUAGAGGUAUCGUCUUAAUUGACAUUUCCUCUUCCCAAAUGAUCUUAGACUUGUGUUAUAUUUGCAAAAUAAAUAGCACACUUGAAUUUAUAAAAUUGUAGUUUAGCCAUGUAUGGAGGCGAAUGCCUUUAAGGAGGCAGAGGCAGAGGGCUCUCUGAGUUGGAGAUCAGCGUGGUCUACAAAGGCAGUUCCAGGACAGUCUGGGCUGUUGUACAGACAAACCUUGUGUCAAAAAACCAAAAUAAAAUACAUAAUUUGCAAUUUAAAAAAUUUGCUGUGUGACUUGCAGGGUGACUCAAACCUAUAAUCUUGUCAGAAAGCUGUGACACAAGGAUCACUUCAAAUUUGAGGAUAGCCUGGGCUACAUGGUGUGGUCCAGUGUAGCCUAAGUGACACUGUGAGAUCUUGUCUCAUGAAACUAUCAGUUGUUAGCUGGGUGUGGUUCCAGUUGCUUAUAAUCCAGCACUUGGGAACUGGGAGAAGAGGUUCUCAGUAGUUCAAGGUCAGCAGCCUUGCCGUACUGAGACCCUAUUUCAACAAAGGGGCUAAAGACUUGUGUAUGGGAGUACUUGCUGCUCCUCUAAAUGACCUGAGUUAAGUUUCCAGCAGCCAUAUCUGAUGUUCACAACUAUCUGUAAUUCUCACUCCAUGGGAUCUGACAUCUCUGCCUAUUCAAGUGCCUGCACUUAGGUACACAAACUUAAAUGACGGCACAGAUACAUAUAAUUAAGAAUAAUAAAAUUCACCCAGAGUUAUACAGAGAAACCUUGUGUUGAAAAACCAAACCAAAACAAAGCAAAAUCAAAACAAAACAAAAAGCAAAGAAAAAUUUAAAACUAUUCAAAGCCUCUAAAACAAACCACCCAUUCAACCAAAACCAAAGGCAACCAACAAACCAAUUAAGAAGCCAACAUGAUAUGUAUUCUCUCACUAUAUGUUCUUUUAGUGGAUGAUUUAUUAAACUUUUGUUUGUUUAUAGUUAUUUUUGUGUGUGUGAGUGUAUGUAUUUUGUAUAUAUGGAGGCCAGAGAACAAUAGUGAAGUUAGUUCUCUCCUUCCAUCUCUGUGUGCCUUUGGAGGAUCCAGCUUCAAGUACCUUUAGCUCUUGAUCCAUUUUGCCUGCUCUACUUACUUAAUUUUUAAAUGUUUUUUAACAUAGUGUGUGUGUGUGUGUGUGUGUGUGUACACAUGUGUGAAAAAGUGCAGACAAUUUGUAGGAGUUGGUUCUCUUUCAUUCUGUACGUGCAGAGUAUUGGAACUUGGGUUGCUAGGCUUGUCUGUGUGUGCCUUUACCAGUGGAGUCAUCUUGAUGGCAAAUUCUUAAAUAUUUGGUGAAUUAGACUGUAAGACAACAAGACAAGGGUAGUGCCAUAUGCUGGUCUUCCCAACAUUGGAAGAAGAGCCAGUAGAAGCAGGAAUUCAAGGCUAUUCUUAUCUACAUUGUAAAUUUGAAGCCAGUAUUGGCUACAUGAGACCUUUCAAAUGGCAAAAUUAAACAAAACAACCCUCCCUCCACGUUUACAUGGGAAUGAAUGUAAUAGGGUUUGAGUGUUAGUUUCAGUUUGCUUCUCACUCCUGGAUUAAUUAACAAGGUGUCAUUUGCGUUAUGUCUGUAUUUUAUUUAUUUAUUUAUUUAUUUAUUUAUUUAUUUAUUUAUUUAUUUAUUUGAGACAGGGUCUCUCUACAUAGUCCUGGCUAUUUUGGAACUCACUCUGUAGACCAGGCUGGCCUUGAACUCACAGAGAUCCACCUGCCUCUGGCUCUGAGUGCUGGGUUAAAGGUGUUCACUACUAUGCACUGCUUCGAUUGUAUAUCUUGAUCUGUAAAAUUGUAGAAUUUCUCUCAUGGUGUUGUGCAUAUACAGUGUCUGUCCUGAAUGGCCCUUGUAAUUAGAUAAUAUUUUAUAAUUAGACAAUAUCCUUAUAACUAGACAAUAAUUCUGUGUGGUUAUCGCCUUACCAUUUGUUAAAAACUUGUCACUUUCUACUUAUUGACGUAGGAGAACUAGUUUCAUUUUGUAGUACAGGCUGGACUCUGCCUUCUGAGUGCUGGUAUACAUGUUUUAAUAAAAAUAUAUUCAUUGCUCCCA